AGCUGAUGCCGUCUGUACUCUGUAGGGAGGGAAGUAAAAAAAACAGUUUCUCGUGUUUGUGCUUCGUGUGGGUUGUAAAGUGUUAUUUCGAAUCAUUAUGAAGCGUUUCUGGUGACUUUUCGUAUUUAUUUAUCUAGCAUGAUCAACAAUUACACAUUAUACAUUGGAAUCUGUCUAAUAUUGGACGUUAGUGCAACGUGAUAUGUCUCACACGUACAUCGCAGACUGUGCAGACAACAAGAAGGGAGAUGACACCCUCAUCAUCAUCGUCAACUCUGACGGAACCGUGUCUGUUGAUCCGGAGACCUUACAGAAACUUCUUGCCAAUCAACACCACAACUCGCCCAUCAGCUUGGUGCGACUGGACGCCAAGUCGGAUGGCGGUGGCGGAGGGGACCUGGUGUGUGAGGAGGACGAGGAUCCGGACUCCCGGGUGAACCUAACAGUGGAGGGCUACUACCCACCAACCCCCGCACCAUCAUCACCCACCCCACCCCCUACCCCUGUACCUGACACAAGCAUCACCUCAGAUGGAGGAGGGCCAGAACUGUUGGCCGACUCCAUCACGGAGAUUCUACAGCCGGAGGAUGUGGAGAAGUUGGAGACGGCUCUGCAGUCCGAGCACGCCAAGGAGAUCCUGGGCGAUGUUGUGUUGGACAUGCUCCAAAAGAAUGGGGAGGAUGGAGGAUUGACGGGCGAGCUCCCAAUGACUCAGCAGGGUUCCGUGGUGUUGGACCAUUGCUACGCCUCACUGUCCGGCCCCGCCGUUCCACCCCCCACUGCACCGCCACCCUCUCAGCCCACAAGGGGGACUGGACGGGGCCGAGGCAGGGGUCGGGGAGGCUUGCUGCACGGACAGAACAAGAUACACGUGUCUGCCAGCGCCACCAUGGUGCCCCUUGUCGAACAGCUGGUAAUACCUCAAACACCGGUAACUGUGUCUGCCAGCACUGCCGCCUCCAUAGUCAAAAAUCAAGCCACUGUUGCCCUACAAAGGGUUGAUCUGCAACAAGUGUUACCCAGUAACGUUGUGCCGUGUACAGUCAUGCUCAAUAAGGUGCCGGUGCAACCCAAACCUCCUGCCAUCGCACCGAUGCCGUCUGGAGCCGGAGACGUGCCCUCCAUAAAAUCAUCUGACACUGAACUGAUACCAGCCGGUGCUGUUAUUGGGCCCAAAAAGAGGGGAGGUGGAGGGCGAGGUCGAGGCCAGGGCCGAGGGCGGGGUGUCCCCCGACUCAGUAUAGAGGAGGAGGUGAAGGCCAAGCAGCUGGCGGAUGCGAUCUCAGACACUGUCCAGGCUCUCACCCUGGCCGAGGCGGAGCAGUUUGCACAGAUCGAAUCGAUGGAUCAAAGCACAGAAGCUGACAGGGUAAUUCCUCUGGUGAAUAAGGUACCAGUGAAAAAGCCCAUCAAAGUCUACCGGAGAGCAGUGGAUCCUGCGUCUUUGGUGGGGCCCAAGACAUUAAAGGUGCUCAAGCCUGAGAAACCUCCCCAGAAACCCAAAGGUCCCAAGAAGUCUUUGGAAUCUUCUAGUCAUGAUACUACUAAACCACCCACUGAACCAAAGAAAGAGGAGAAGGUGAUCGUAGUGUCUAUGGAGCCGCAGAUAACGCCUGCUGUGGUGUCGGCGGUGGUGAUGUCUCAAGGUGGUCCCCCGCCCGCCGUAGCUCCUGUGGUCCCCCCUGCCCCUAUCCCCACUCCGGCCCCAGUUCACACUCCCGGAGCGGGGAACCGCAAGAACUACCCUAAGCGAGAGAACCGCAAGCCCCCCGCCCACCUGGCAGAGGCGUUCGGCCCCGCUCUGUUCUCUACCCCCGACAUCAUCAGGAGGGUCAGCACCGACAAGCCCACCACGCCCGUCACUCCCUCACAGCCUCCCACCCCUCAACUACCACCCACACCUAACACUCCUGUUACGCCAAGCGCUACGUCUACAAAGUUGGAGGAAGAGCUCAAAGAGCUGAGUCCGCUGACUGAGCCGGAUGGAAUCCUAGACACCAUCAGCUCGCAGGUGAGCAAGCAGGAAGAUCAGCUGUUGGCAGAGGCCUUGCUGCUGGACGAUCUCGCAACCUUGCCGUCAGACAUUCUCCAGGAUGAAGUUCCGUCGGCAAAAGAGCCGGAAGCUGUGGUACCGAGUACAACUCCGACCACUACGAAAAAAACAGCCGCAGAAAAACAAAAGUAUGUCACAGACCACUUUGGCUGCGUUUUUCCCGAAAGUAAACCAAAAAAAGAGGACACGAAAGCGGAGUCGGCAGUCGAAGAGAGCCCCUCUGUAACGCCUCAAGUAACCACUCCGACCGUGAGGAAGCUGCCCCCGGUAGAACUGCCCGCCACGCGUGGCGCUACCAAGCGGGCCACCUUGCAGGCACAGGACACGCCAGUCAAGAAGCCAGAGGCCGCGAAGAAAGUGGUGACAAGCAGUGUGGAGAAGAGAAAAUCUACUGAUUCCAAGAAGUCCACAGAGUCGAGGAAGUCUGCGGGAAGAUCAGUGGGUGAUGACUCGGAAGAUAUGUUGGGCAGUGACGAGGUCAGUGAUGAGGAAGGUAGCUACAACUCUGAAGACGACCCUAAUCGUUUGUGGUGUAUUUGCAAGAGACCACAUAACAAUAGGUUUAUGAUCUGCUGUGACUUCUGUGAGGAUUGGUUUCAUGGAAAGUGUGUUGGAAUUACCAAAGCAAUGGGAGAGCAGAUGGAGGAGCAGGAGAUAGAGUGGAUGUGUCCUAACUGCAAGAAGAAGAAGAAACAGGAGGAGGUAGCCAAGAAGCAAGCAGAAGUCAAGGUCAUGUCCCCCAAGAAAGUGUCAGGACCACCACAACCGGAGGUGGUGGAUACUCCGGCACCUGUCGUCGAGACCCCUCCUACCAAGAAACCUGAAGCCUCCAAGGUUAUCAUUCAACACCAGAAGUUGGUGGUUUUAAGUCAGGAUACUCCAAAGAGCUCUAAAGGCCCGGAGAUCCGUAUCACCAAGGUGUCCACUCGGAAAUCCGUGGACACGAGGAAAUCCACCGAGGGUCCAGAGACCCCGAAGGCUCAAAAACAGGAGCUUACAACCCCGACCCCUGCCAGCACGUCGGUGGAGACCAACCCCCCUCCUCCUGCUGAAAUUACUCACCGAGUGAACCCGAGCGUGGAGUGUAUAGUCUGCAAGAAGGAGGCUAUGGACAGUGCGGUGUACUGCAGUGACGAGUGUAUCGCAAAGCAUUCUGCCGACUCACUCACCACUCUGGACAAGAGCUCCAUCAUCGUCUACGAGAAGAAGACUGGCCGCAUGUACGGAGGCCCUAACCCCCCCACGCCCAGCACCCUCACAAGCUGGUUGAUGGCCCAUCCUUCGUACGAAGUGAUGCAAGGUGGAGUUCUGCCUUCGGCAAAGUUCUACAAUCAACAUCGCACCAACAACAAGCCGAUGGUCCGGACACCCCAGCCGCUGCUCAAGCAGACGGUGCUGCAGACUCGACCCCAGGGCAUACAGCUCAUCGCCGCCUUGCCUCAGCCACCACCGAUUGAGGGACCAUUGAAGAAAAAUGUACCGAAGGCAGAACCUCCUUCAACAACCCCUAAAACGAAAGCUCAAAUUGUUGCUAAGGGACAGCAACAGAUAACGACUCUUUUGAAAAUCCAGCCACCCAAACAGGAAGUUGCAGAAGUAAAACCGGCACCAACAAAGAUUUCCACCACUCCCUCUGUCACCCCUCCUCCCAAGAAACAGGUCAAGGAGACGAAGAAGACCCCACAGCAGCCUCCUCCCAAGAAAGUAACUCCGACUGUAGCCAAGAAGGUGGUCAAGGAGGAGGCAAAGCCAGAACAGAAAAAGGAAGAAGGUCGAGGGAAGGACUUUGAGGAGCAGACCGUCAGGACAAGUGUAAAAAAAAUGCUGCAAGAAGUUUUGACAACAAGACUGCAAGAAACCACUGAUCUCAAACUCUCAGAGGAACAGGUAAAGAAGCUGGCGACACAAAUAGAGGAAGAACUUUUUGCCUUAUUUAAGGAGACCAGUGUCAAAUACAAAGCCAAGUACCGCAGCCUGAUGUUCAACAUUAAAGAUAAAAAUAACCUGACUCUAUUCAGGAAGAUAGCCGACAAAUCUUUAAGUCCAGUUCAAUUAGUCCGAUUAUCACCAGAAGAGCUUGCAUCACAAGAACUAGCUCAGUGGAGGGAGAGGGAGGCCAGACAUCAGUUAGAAAUGAUCAAGAAGACCGAACUGGAUCUAAUGCAACAAGCGAAAACAGUCGUGAUGAAAACACAUAAGGGAGAGCAAGUGGUUGAAAACGAAGACGGUCUUGGAGCCAAGGUCCUAGAAACCUCUGUUGAAAUUGAACCUGUGAUAAAUGUGUCUGCUCCAGUGACACCUUCUGCUGAAGUCUCAUCAGUCAAACAGAAAGAAGAUUCAUUGAAGUCAAAAGACGACAAACAGAGUAAAAAAGAUAAAAAGGAAGAAAAGCACAAGGAACGUAGACACAGUCAUAAAAGUAGCCAUAAAGAUCAUCAGAGAAGCCGAAGUAGGCACAGAAGCAGGCAUAAAAGUGAGAGUGACCGAAGAAGUAGGAGUAAGAGCAGAUCGCGUACUGAGAACAGGCUAAGAAGUAGAAGUGGGAGUGCUGAAGAGACUGUAAAAAGUAAAGAAAAUAAAACAGAAGAAAGAGGACGCAGUAAGAGCCGACCUCCGGACAGAAGUAGGAGUAGGCUUCGGGAUAGAGAAAGAAGUAAAAGUAGACCAAGAGAGAGAAGCAAAAGCAAACCAAGAGAGAGAAGCAAAAGCAGACCAAGAGAAAGGAGCAAGAGUAGACCGAGGGAAAGAAGCAAAAGUAGUGCAAGAGACAGGAGCAAGAGUCGAACAAGAGAACAAGACAGGAGCAGAAGUAAAAAUCGUUCUGAUGAGAAUACUAGUAAGAGUUAUACAAGAAGUAGAAGCAAAAGUAAACCAAGAGAAAGAAGUAAAAGCCAGUCAAGAAAAACAAGCCAAGAUUCUGAAGCUAGUCAAGUUACUUCUGGAGAUGAAAAGCUCACGUUGGAAAAAGUCCAUGAAGGUAUAGACAUACCUGCGAUCCAACCAGCAAUCUUUGAUGCUGAAAUUAAAGAAAUCAUCAAUGAUGUGGUUGUCGAGGAAGAAAUAGGUGCUGCGGCUGAAGAAGAUCUUUCUGAUAGAGAACCAAGUUCAACAGUAAAUAUCACGACUCCACCUUUCAAUGCUUUCGAGGACGACGAAUCUACAAAACCUCCUAUAUGGAGGGGAACACUUCUGAUGCCAGAUGUUGCCAAGUUUUCUACAUCAAUACUAGAAGUUUCAGGGGUUUGCAGUGACCUUGAGUUUGAUCUGCCAGACACUAUCGACUGUGUUGGCAGAAUCAGCCCUGAGACUGCCUGGGAUUACAUUUCAAAAAUGAAAAAAUCGGGCACAAAGCAAAUUCUAGUCAUUCGAUUUUCUGCAGAUAACGAAGAAGACAAAAUGUCUUACUUGAGCUUCUACUCGUAUCUGAGCAGCAGAAACCGUUUAGGAGUAGUCGGCAACAAUUCCAAAAUGAUAAAGGAUUUCUACAUCUUGCCUUUGCCCAGUCAUAGUCCUGUCCCUCAGGUACUUCUGCCUCUGGACGGUCCGGGAUUCGAGGAUUACAGACCUCACCUGUUGCUGGGGAUUAUUGUGAGGACAAGGAGAAAGCGGUUGUUGACAGACAACGAGCUGCCAUUUGUACCGAAGGUCGCCAAGAAGUCCGAGAGAAGCUACACACCCCCGCUUCCUGACGAGGAUAGCCACACGCCCACCCAACAACAUCAACACCCCGACACAGAGUCGUUCACACCGCCUCACUCACCCGACACUCCCAGAGUCAUCAAGCUGAAGACAAGCAAUCGCAGUUCACGUAGUAGUCCCGUGAGUGAGGACUUUGUGGUGGAGGACGGAGAUACCCCUUAUACCCCGGAGGAUGAAGAUCCCGAUGCACCAUACAGUCCUGGCGGUGAAGCUUCAAAUUCAGACCCUAGAGCCUCAUCUCCAGGCUGCAGUGCCGAGCUUCAGCGCAAGGUCGACAAACUCAACCAGAUGAUCAAUGACAUCGAGGAGCGCAAACAGAAAAUCGAAAGCCUCAGCACAAUUGUGGGAAUGUCUCCUCCUCAGGAAAUAAUGAUCGGUACACAAGAAGAUGAAGAAGAAAUAGAAGAAGCUUAUAGUCCAUCUGGCUCGAUCACACCCCCACCCAUGGACAGCUCUUACCUGGACAGAGGCAAAGGUUCCAAAAUAUCUCUCCCCUCUGAUCUUCAGGAUAUUAUAUCCAGUAUCAAGAAGAAACCGGACGAACCAAAAAGCAUGGAUUUGAAGUCAGACCCGAUUGUUCAAGCCUACAGGUCGACUGAUGAACCUUACUCUCCGGAGGAGGACAGGUCUGAUCCUGUCGCAGAAGAAAAGAUGGCCAGUCCUAAUUCUGAGGAAAGUUUUUCAACACAAUCUUCGGCAAAGAGUACAUCUGCGUCGGUCAAGGUGAACAGGGAUCCACGGCAAAGACCUGUCCAAUUAUCCCUGACUCAGCUCUCAGAUGAAGAAAUCAUGAAGAAAGCUUCUGAGAUGGGUUUUAUGAAUCCAGAAAAUCCUGAACCUAUACCCGAUGUAUUAAAAUCCAGAAGUACAUCAGAUGUUCAGUCCACAGGCUCAGAAGAAUACGAUCCUUUUACAACUGAAGAAGAAAGGUCUGCAAUCCCUCCUCCAAAUGUUCCUGUGUUUAUGAAUCAACCAUUUUCUUCUAGUCAGCCUUCUUUUAAUCCUGAUUUCCCACCACCUCCUAGACCUCCCCCUCAUAUGCCUCCAGGUUUUCUUCCUCACAUGUACCCUGCUGCCCCUCCACCACCUUUGCCGCCUCUACCACCUUCCCAUAUUCCCUUCACUAAUCCCCAGCCUCCUCCACCCCAACCUAUUUAUCCUCCACCACCACCCCAGCCCGCACCACUUCCACCUCCUCCUCCGAGUGAUCCUCUGACAAACCACCCCUUGCCCAAGAAAAAAUUCUCAAAAAAGUCAAAGAAGAAGUCAAGAGAAUUAAGAGAGUUGAGAAGUCGCAAGGAAAAGAAAGAAAAGAGAAGAUAUUCUGAGUCUCCACCCCCAAAAGAUUACGAUUAUGAUGACGGGAAAUUUGAAAAAGUCCGAGAACGAGACAGGUAUUCGUCAAAGAAAAGGGAGAGGAGAGAUACGUGGAGAGGUUAUGACAAAUCGCCCGUGCCGGAGAAGAGAAGAGAUUCUUGGGAAUACGAAGCUCCACCUCCACAACUGCCUCCUCCUCCAGUGAUGCAGGGCCCACCCCCACACUCCUUCGGUAUGCCAGGACCAAUGAGAGGUGGACCGAUGAGGGGAAGAUUUCAGAGAGGGAUGAGAGGAGGGUUCAGGAGAGGGUUCGACAGAAUGCCGAUGAGAGGAGGGUUCCACAGGGGGGGAUUUCAUCAGCGCGGGCAUAACCAAGGUCCACCUCCUGGUCCCUCCAGGAGCUUCCAACCAAAAAGUAUUCAGAGCGAGUAUGAAGAGGACAUACGAAGGUUCGAAGAACAAAGGCUAAAGCAGAAGAAUCUUGAAAGGAGAAGAUGGAGAAAUGAAUCACCACCUCCGUCAAGAAAAAGAAGAGGCAAAGACAAUGAUAGUGACUAAACACUUAAAAGUGCAAUAGUGUAUAAUAUGUUUAUAGUACAAAGUCUGACCUGUAAUGUCAAACAGUGAGCGAACCAAAUGUAAUAUUUUUCAUUAUACUGAGUUUUUACAUUUCACCAUUCACUAGUGUCCAAGGUACAGAAUUUUUCAAUAAAUUUGAUUAGUACCUAUUAAUUAUUAAUAUUUGAUCAAUAGUAUUCAAUUAUUCUCUGUAAUUUUAAACUGAAAACUGGUGCUUUAUUUCAAAAAUAAUGCCAUACCUUCUUUAAUGACAAAUUUAAGUUAUAAAAAAAUGUCCAAGUAUUAAAACUUGGAUUAUAUACAAUUUUUUAAAUGCAUAGCUUGUUUUCCACUCACUUUUUUGUUUGAGGAAUGUUUUUUAUUAAUAAAAGCAAAUAGUUCAGAUUGAGACAUAAUAUUCUAACAUUGCAGAGAAUAUUUGAAAUUUUAGUAUACAUAAUAAUAAGUAGUCUUUUACUUCGUUGAAAUCAUUUUGGAAACAGACUUAUCAGUAUUAGCUUGUCACUGUGCAAAUGAUGUACAUAAAUCUGUUUUGUUUUUUAUCUUAAGUGAAAAGACUUAAUUUUACACAAGUUUUCUCAGGUCGACUUCAGUUGUAAAUGUGAUCUAAAUAAAUGCAGACUGCACUGAAACGAGUUUGAGUUUUGUCCCACAGGAACAAUGUAAAUAUUACAACUUUUCUUCCUUUUUGGUCACAGAUAAAUGCAAAAUGUUGAAUUUUAAAGGUACAUUUACAUACAAAUACUUUUGGGUUUUUUGUAAAGUAUGUAUAGUUUUUUUCAUAAAUAAGUGUUUUAAUUUUGUUUGUAUUGAGUUUAUUUAAUAGCAUAUGUCAGAAAAUCUAAAGGCAUUUGAUUGUGUAUUAAAACCUUUGUAAUGUGACAUUUUGCAAAGCAAUACAACAAAAAAUAAGGAAGUAAUACUUAAGCAUUAUUUUUAAGGGACAAAAAUCAAGAUGGCCGUCAUACAGUCACAUCUAAGAAGAAACGUUACUUGUAAAUAUUAAUGAUCUCCUUGUAAUUAUUUAUUUUAUAGUGCAGAUUCACCAUAUAGAUAGUAGGUUGUUAAUGGUUUAAAGUUUUUUUUUAUAACUUGAAGCGUUUAUAUAUAAAUUAAAUAUUUUAUAAUUUACUUGUUUUAGAUUGAAAAUUUUAUCAAAUGAUAUAAAUGCUGCUAAGUGAGAUAUGAAUUUUAUUUAGUAUUUUUCAAUUACAGACUGUCGUAUUUUGUUUUGGGACCAAAAAAGUUAUUUAUAUGAAUGCAAAUAAUAUGGAUUAAAAAUCUACUAGUUUAUACCUUGGUUGUUUUUAUUUUAUACAAUCACAAAAUUUCAGCCAUUAUAUAGAUAUGUUUUAUAUGAUUAACUAAAACUACUCAAAAGACAAUUUGGCUUACGCUUUUAAAGUUCAUAAGAGAGGUCGAUAUUAGGCCUACUUUUGCUUUCCAGUAGAAAUUCACUUUAAAAUAGAAUAUUACCAAAUUAUAACCUUUCAGUAAACAUGUGUUUAUUUUUUAUAGAAGAUUCAGUUGGUUACUAUUUUAUACCCACUAUUGUAUUUUUUAUAGAAGAUUCAGUUGGUUACUAUUUUAUACCCACUAUUAUAUUUUGAAUUUGUGUAAAAUAAAUAUGUUUGUUCAGUUAUUUUAAGGUUGAUUACUACCAUAAUAUUCUCUUAUAUACUUUAUAUUUUGUUGAGACAAAGAAUAGCCUAACCAUCAAAGGUUUCAAUGAGGAACCUUGUGGAGCGCAGCAGACCAUGGAUUUAUUAUUCAUGUAAUAAUAAAAUUGGUUUCAUUCCAAAGCUGUAAUGUGAUUUUUACGUCAGCAUAUUGUUUAUUAACCCACCGAUAUCUAGAGUAUUGGGAUAGCCCCACUCAAAAUACAAAUAUAAAAUGUAAUUAAGUGAACAUUUCAAUUUUACUGGUUGUUUCAUCAGAUAACAAAUUGAGUUACAGCAAAACUGUUCAACUGCUCUCAAUAACACUUAAGAACAAUUCGUAAACCUUGUUCAAUAUUUGUGUUGUUUACUAGGAUUUUGCAAUUAAAAUGUUUGUUGUAUUCUAUGAUAUGUGUUCACUUCACCUGUAAAUAAUUAGUUUGUAUGUAGCAUGAGGCACCGUAAUUGGUAAUACACCCUUGGGGUGAAAAAAGGAUAAAAUUAAUGUCAAACAUUUAAAAUUCCUGUCUUAUUGUUACAUGUUUGAGAACAAAGUUACGGGAGACAGAAAAGUGUAACUUUUAGGUAAGCAAUAACAAUUUUCAAUAACUUCUGUUUUGACUUUUUUCUGUCUCUGCUAACUAAAAACUGAUGCAAAUAUGAAACUGUGAUGCCAUAUUGCUAUUUUCCUAUUUUUUUAAUUGUUUUAAUUCAUUUCUCUGUAAAAUGUGUAAAAUAAGUUGAUAAUGCAGUAUAUGUAAAUAGUUAAUUUUGAUUCUUAUAAAACAGAAGGAUUAAAAGUGAUAUCCAACAAAAA
Molecule: messenger RNA, 10123 nt
Organism: Homalodisca vitripennis (glassy-winged sharpshooter)
Lineage: Eukaryota; Metazoa; Arthropoda; Insecta; Hemiptera; Cicadellidae
Product: death-inducer obliterator 1-like
Biological process (GO): DNA-templated transcription
Cellular component (GO): nucleus
Molecular function (GO): protein binding
Source: RefSeq, a predicted model, not a curated record